Molecule: messenger RNA, 1390 nt
Organism: Monosiga brevicollis MX1
Lineage: Eukaryota; Choanoflagellata; Craspedida; Salpingoecidae
Exons: 7
Coding region: 1-1047 (348 amino acids)
Biological process (GO): protein folding; positive regulation of ATP-dependent activity
Cellular component (GO): cytosol
Molecular function (GO): protein-folding chaperone binding; ATPase activator activity
Source: RefSeq, a predicted model, not a curated record
AUGGCCAAGUGGGGUGAAGGUGACCCGCGCUGGAUCGUCGAGGAACGCCCCGACGCCAAGAAUCCAGGAAACUGGCAUUGGUCCGAGAAGGAUGCCACAGCCUGGUCCAAAAACCGACUCAAAGAACUUCUCUCCGACCUCCUCGUCGAAUCUGAUGCUGGCUCAGCUCGUACUACCGAAGUCACUGUCACUGGCGAAGCGACUGCCAACAACCGCAAGGCCAAGCUCAUCUUCUUCUACGAGCUGGUCAUUGAUAUCAAGUGGCGUGGCAAAACGGCCGAUGGCCAGGCUUGCUCUGGCAAGAUCAAGGUGCCCAACCUCUCGGAGGAAUAUGAUAUCGAUGAAGUCGACACCGAGGUUACCAUGACGAGCGAUUCCAACAAGGCCUCAGAUGCUGUCAAGAGCCUCUUGCGCGAACGUAUGCCGGCGAUUGUGGUGGAACAACUGCACAAGUGGUACCGCGAGCUGACUCAAGAGUACAGCACCAACCUCGUCCUGCCCACCAAGCAAGCUACUGCCGCCGCCGCCACGAGUGUUUCGGCCCCCACCACCAGCAAGGACGCUGGCGCUGGCGACACUUCCAAGCCCAAUACUGGCGUGAAGAUUCACUCACAGAAGACCAACGGCGCUGGGAAUCUUAGCUGCAAGUCGUUUUCCAUUCGUGACACCAUCCCCCUCCCGGCGCAGCUCAUUUUUGAAACCCUCAUGAACGAAGACCGGGUUUCCGCCUACACCCAGUCACAAUGUAAGGUAGACAGCCGAAUUGGCGGUUCUUUCACCAUGUUCAACGGUUCGGUCAAAGGCGUUAUCAAGGAUCUGGUGCCCUACCGCCGCGUGCAUCAGGCCUGGCGCUUCGAGUCCUGGCCUGAAGGUCAUUACUCGGACGUUGUCAUUGACUUGUCCGAGGCCGAGGGCAAGACUUCCUUGUCCAUUCAGCAUAGCGAGGUUCCGGAAAGUGACAUUGAGCGCACCCAAGAUGGCUGGCGCCGUCUGCAACUCGAACCUCUGAAGGCCAUGCUAGGCGUGGGUGGCAUGCCCUUUAUGUAAAAAUGAUAGGCAUGCCUCCAAGUAGCAGGAAGACGCUGGCAACAGCUCCCGUGGCUGAUUCGAGUUGCUAGCUGAUUCAACCCCUUUCCUCCCUCCUCAUCCAAAACCCCCAAAAAAAAUUCUCCGAGAGACUUUUUUUUUCUGCUUCCUGUGAUUGAUUCUUUGCAUCUUUCCUGCCCUCUGUUGUGUUACUGCUCGCUCCUCUUGACAUGAAUUCAAAAUUGUACUAACCAUUAAGUCUUUUUUAAGUGUGUGCGUGCGGGGUUGGUGUUUACACGGAACUGUAAACUUCUGUGGUCGAUUCGGGCUGCCGUAGCAGCCGACGAGAAAUGAACAACAAAGC